Molecule: messenger RNA, 2495 nt
Organism: Anguilla rostrata (American eel)
Lineage: Eukaryota; Metazoa; Chordata; Actinopteri; Anguilliformes; Anguillidae
Product: neuronal acetylcholine receptor subunit alpha-3-like
Exons: 6
Coding region: 544-2067 (507 amino acids)
Biological process (GO): signal transduction; nervous system process; monoatomic ion transmembrane transport
Cellular component (GO): plasma membrane; synapse; neuron projection
Molecular function (GO): transmembrane signaling receptor activity; acetylcholine-gated monoatomic cation-selective channel activity
Source: RefSeq, a predicted model, not a curated record
CAAACACGCCUGCCACAGGCCACCGAAGUGGCUUUCCUAGGGGCCCUCCAGCACAGAGACACAGGGAGAAGAUGUUCAAAUAGUCCACAUUUAUUUACGAGGGUUUGGCAAGAUGGUACAGCCAAAGGAGCAGAUGUAAAACACUGUCAUGACAGAGAGGCUCCCUUGUGUGGGUGGGGAUGGCAGAUUUAACCUGUGCGCACUGAUUACCUCACUACGCACAGGUGCAGCCACCCCUGUUCCUGGGCCCAAUUAGCCUGGCCAAUUAUCUAAUUCAUAACCAAUUAUCUAACUAGCCAGGUCUAAUUAGCUUGACCCAGGGCAGGUGUGGCUGCUUAAACCAGCCAUCCCCACACCACAAAAUGGUUGUGUGACCACAUUUUGCAAUGGCCAUGGGACAGUCCACUGACUUUCGCUGCUGGACUACCGAAGAAAAUUUCAGUUGCGUACUCGGGUUCUUGUUUGUGUUCAGAAUUUUUGGAAUGUUGCUAGUAGGGGUGUGCGAGAACAACAUUAUAUGGGCCUGUUGGGUGGGAGGUGUUGAUGGAUUGUUGGAUGGGGGUUCAAGAAUGCUUCUCAUUCAAGGGGGAGGACCGGCUAUUUCGUCGACUCUUCCGCAGGUAUAACCAGUUCAUCCGGCCCGUGGAGAACGUGUCCGAUCCAGUGACUGUGGAGUUUGAGGUCUCCAUUUCUCAGCUGGUGAAAGUCGAUGAAGUGAAUCAGAUCAUGGAGACUAAUCUCUGGCUACGACAUAUUUGGAAUGAUUACAAGUUGAAAUGGGCUCCAGCAGAUUACGAUGGAAUUGAAUUUAUACGCGUGCCAUCAAAUAAAAUAUGGAGACCUGACAUUGUGUUGUACAACAACGCUGUUGGGGAUUUCUUAGUAGAAGACAAAACCAAGGCACUGUUGAAGUUUGACGGUACAAUCACCUGGGUCCCACCAGCUAUCUUUAAAAGCUCUUGCCCAAUGGACAUAACCUACUUUCCCUUCGACUACCAGAACUGCUCCAUGAAGUUUGGGUCCUGGACCUAUGACAAGGCCAAGAUUGACCUUGUGCUCAUCGGGUCGAAGGUCAACCUGAAAGACUUCUGGGAGAGCGGCGAGUGGGAGAUUAUCGACGCCCCGGGAUACAAGCACGACAUCAAAUACAACUGCUGCGAGGAGAUCUACCCGGACAUCACCUACUCCUUCUACAUCCGUCGCCUCCCGCUCUUCUACACCAUCAACCUCAUCAUCCCCUGCCUGCUCAUCUCCUUCCUGACCGUGCUGGUCUUCUACCUGCCCUCUGACUGCGGCGAGAAGGUCACCCUCUGCAUCUCGGUCCUCCUCUCGCUGACCGUGUUCCUGCUGGUCAUCACCGAGACCAUCCCGUCCACCUCGCUGGUCAUCCCGCUCAUCGGCGAGUACCUGCUCUUCACCAUGAUCUUCGUCACGCUCUCCAUCGUCAUCACCGUCUUCGUGCUCAACGUCCACUACCGCACGCCCACCACCCACACCAUGCCCUCCUGGGUGCGGUCCGUCUUCCUCGGCGUCCUGCCCCGGGUGAUGCUGAUGCGCCGGCCCAUCGACCAGCAACCGUCUCCCGAGCGAUUGGGCGGGGCCGGGGCCGCGGGCGGGGACGGCGGGGGCGUGGGUUGCGGCGGGAGGAGCUGCGGGGAAGGGGGCAGGAAGCGGAAAAGCGCCACCCGCCACCCGCAGGACGGCGUGAACUGCCUGGAGUACGGCGAGAACAAGAUGGCCGCCGACCCCAAGAAGUGCCCCUGCCAGCAGGGCAAGGAUGCCCCCGUGCUCCCGGAUUCCAGCAAGCUCAGCCGGCAGCUGACCUCGCCGCCCGUAAACACGGUGGUGGCCUUCUCCGUGGUGUCGCCCGAGAUCAAGCAGGCUAUCGAGAGCGUCAAAUACAUCGCCGAGAACAUGCGGAGCCGCAACAAAGCCAAAGAGGUGGAGGAUGACUGGAAGUACGUGGCCAUGGUCAUCGACCGGAUCUUCCUCUGGGUGUUCGUGCUGGUCUGUGUGCUCGGGACGCUUGGCCUGUUCCUCCAGCCCCUCAUCGGUUUCUUCACAUAGGGUGCCCUCUCUUCCCCCUCCCCCCCAUACCCACCAUCAUUUGGUACCUCUCCAUGCUCUCCGGAAAGACAAAAAAUAAACACAAAAAAAAAACAGUGGCACCUCCUUUAGCCCAAGAGGACAAUCAUUUCCUACCAUAAAGUAUUUUAUAUGUUAUAAUAUUUAAUUGUAUUUAUUAAAUUAUAGUAUUAAUUUCUCCUUCCGAAUGUUGAUUAUAACAAAAUUGUGGCAUUUUGGCAUCUCCAACCAUGUGUACUACACAAGUCCGUUGAUAUAUGAGCAGCUUUUCAAAUAAAAGAUGCAGAGCACUGAUUCAUAAUAUUAAACACGUAGCUGCAUGAAUUCUGGGUAUCAUUUCAAUGCACUAAACUGUUUAUUUUUAGAAAAAAUGGAUGAAUUAUGUAUGAAUUAAAGAUUUGUUUUUUGUA